AUGGGCGUGGACCGAGGCGGCGGGUGCGUGGUGGAAAAGAUGGUUGGCCGCCCCAUCUCACCCAUCGCCAUCUUGGCGAGUAAUUGCUCUGUGAGUAAGGCCACCAAGAGGAAGGCCACCACUGGAGAUGAGCCCCCACUGAAGAGGCAGAGGGGUGUUAUGUCUGAUGCCAACACCAAACCUGCUCAAUCAACCCUGGAGUCAGUGAUCGUGGUCAACAGCUCCAGUGACGAGAGCACAGUGUUGUCAGGCCACACCAGCAGAGCUGACUUCGAGGCCAAGUACUUGGAGCGUAAAAAACUUGGUCAAGGAGGCUUUGGCUCAGUUUAUGCCGGCCACAGAAGGUCUGAUGAUUUACCAGUGGCGAUAAAACACAUCCCCAUCUGUGACGUGCCCUGUCAAAAAGUGAUGUUAAAUGGGAGGGCAUGCAGGAUUCCAAAGGAGGUGCUGCUCAUGCACAAAGCCGCAGGUGAACCAGUGACUGUGGGAAAAUCUGCGGCCGUGUCGAUACUGGACUGGUACGAUCUGGACCAAGAGGUUAUUCUGGUCAUGGAGAGGCCAGUCCCCUCUAUGGAUCUGCUGCGCUUCAUGGAUGAGAACUAUGGUCCGAUGGCCGAGGACGUUGCAAAGAUCAUCAUGAAGCAGCUGGUGGAUGCUGCCAUCGAUUUGAAAGCCAAAGGCGUCUUCCACAGAGAUAUAAAAGCAGAGAACAUCCUCAUCGAGUUCAGCUCCGAUGGCCAUCGAGUUCGGCUCAUUGAUUUUGGAUGUGGCUGCAUUUGCAAGAAAAACCGCAUUUACAUCCAGUUCUCUGGAACACUAGCAUACGCUCCUCCAGAGUUUCACAUCAACUGGCAAUACAUGGCCGGCCCCACGACAGUCUGGCAGUUGGCAGCAUUGCUCUUUGAAAUGCUGGAUGGAUUCAGCCGGUUCCGCACCACAGGGUUCCUCAGGAAUGAACUCCGAAUCAGCUCUGUGUGGUCCAAAGACUGCCAAGACUUCUUGGCAAAGUGUUUGGCUUUAGAGCCUGAGGACCGUGCCACUCUGGAGGAAAUGCAGCAGCACCCCUGGUUUAAGUUCCUCUGUUGA
Molecule: messenger RNA, 1086 nt
Organism: Hippoglossus stenolepis (Pacific halibut)
Lineage: Eukaryota; Metazoa; Chordata; Actinopteri; Pleuronectiformes; Pleuronectidae
Product: serine/threonine-protein kinase pim-2-like
Exons: 8
Coding region: 1-1086 (361 amino acids)
Biological process (GO): regulation of mitotic cell cycle; protein autophosphorylation; negative regulation of apoptotic process
Cellular component (GO): cytoplasm
Molecular function (GO): protein serine/threonine kinase activity; ATP binding
Source: RefSeq, a predicted model, not a curated record